AUGACGUCCAUCGACCAUGACGGCGUCCGUCGCGCCUCCGUGCCCAACGCUGUCGACAAAUCGACCGUUAUCGAGGCCGCCGCCGCCGGCGAGGCGGAGCGCGAGCUCGGCAUCCUUGCCUCCUUCAAGCUCUACCGCAAGGCCUGCAUGUGGUCCGUCUUCCUCUCCACCGCCAUCGUCAUGGAGGGUUUCGACAUGACCCUCAUCAACAACCUCUACGCCUACCCGCCCUUCCAGCGCAAGUUUGGCGCCGAGCAGCCCGAUGGCUCCUACCAGCUCACCGCCGCAUGGCAGGCCGGCCUCUCCAACGGGGCGCUCACCGGCCAGAUCCUCGGUCUCUUCCUCAACGGCAUCGUCGCCGAGCGCUACGGCUAUCGCAAGACCAUCAUCGGCGCCCUGACCGCCUGCGUCGCCUUCAUCUUCAUCAUCUUCUUCGCCGAGUCCCUGCCCAUGCUCCUCGCUGGAGAGGUCCUCAUCGGCUUCCCAUGGGGCGUCUUCCAGACCCUCGCCCCUACCUACGCCGCCGAGGUUUGCCCAGUCCACCUCCGCGCCUACCUCACCACCUAUGUCAACCUCUGCUGGGUUAUGGGCCAAUUCCUCGCCUCGGCCGUCCUCAAGUCCAUGCUGUCCCGCGACGACAAGUGGGGAUACAAGAUCCCCUUUGCUCUCCAGUGGAUCUGGCCCGUCCCCAUCGCCAUUGGCGUCUUCCUCGCCCCCGAGUCCCCCUGGUGGCUCGUCCGCAAGGGCCGCCUCGAAGACGCCAAGCGCUCGCUCAUCCGCCUCACCGACCGCCACUCCCUGUCCAACUUCAAGCCCGACGAGACCAUCUCCAUGAUGGUCCACACCAACGAGAUGGAGAAGGAGGAGACCUCAGGCACCUCGUACAGCGACCUCUUCAAGGGCGUCAACCUCCGCCGCACAGAGAUUGUCUGCGCCGCCUGGAUGGUCCAGUCGUGGUGCGGCGCCUCCCUCAUCGGCUACUCGACCUACUUUUACCAGAACGCCGGCCUCGCCACCUCGGCGAGCUUCUCCAUGUCCCUCGCCCAGUACGGCAUCGGCGCCAUUGGCACCAUCAUCUCCUGGUUCCUCAUCACAAAGUUCGGUCGUCGCACCCUCUACUUUAGCGGCGAGUGCAUCAUGAUCGUCUUCCUUCUCGCCAUCGCCUGCGCCUCCUUUGCCGGCGAGAACAACGUGCCCUCGCAGUGGGCCAUUGGCUCCAUGCUCCUCAUCUUCGCCUUCACCUACCAGUCCACAGUCGGCCCCGUCUGCUACUCCCUCGUCUCCGAGAUGACUUCGACCCGCCUCCGCACAAAGUCCGUCGUCAUGGCCCGCAACUGCUACAACAUCUCCAACCUCAUCACCAACGCCUUCACACCCAACAUGCUCAACCCCACUGCCUGGAACUGGGGCGCCAAGACUGCCUUCUUCUGGGCCGGCACCUGCUUCGUCUGCGCCAUCUGGACCUACUUCCGCCUCCCCGAGCCCAAGGGCCGCACCUUCGCCGAGCUCGACAUUCUCUUUGAGCAGAGGGUCAGCGCCCGCAAGUUUGCCUCGACCGUUGUCGACAGGGUGGAUGAGGGUGUCGCGAUGGAGAAGGACAUGGUCCACGGGCAGACUGCUGUCCAGGUCGAGCACGCCGGUGUUCACACCAAGGAGUAA
Messenger RNA from Emericellopsis cladophorae, 1659 nucleotides. Its product is annotated as Maltose permease-like protein. Gene Ontology annotation, biological process: transmembrane transport; carbohydrate transport. Lineage: Eukaryota; Fungi; Ascomycota; Sordariomycetes; Hypocreales; Bionectriaceae. The record is from RefSeq and is a predicted model, not a curated record. Gene Ontology annotation, molecular function: carbohydrate:proton symporter activity. Gene Ontology annotation, cellular component: membrane. The coding region runs from base 1 to 1659 and encodes 552 amino acids. The transcript is spliced from 2 exons.